AUGGUAUACUUCUAUGAGUCCCAGCCAGAUGCCGAUCUCCCAGGUUACCAAAUAAUUGCUGGGCGCGAUAAGUUUGAGAACGAUCUUUUGAUCAAGUACUUCUACAGAGAGCUGAACCACAUAUGGUUCCACGUUGACAAAUACUCUAGUGGGCAUGUGUACUUGAAAUUGCAGAACGACAAACAGACUCUGGGGGACGUCCCGCGUGCGGUUGUCAGCGACUGUUUACAGUUGUGCAAAUCCGAGUCAAUACAGGGCAACAAGCUCGAUCAGUGCACAAUCGUGAUCACCCCGUGGACCAAUCUGCGGAAGAGCGGAUACAUGAAACCAGGGGAGGUUUCCUUCAAGGCAACGAGUAGGUGUAAAAAGAUGGUAUGCCAUGCGCGAGACAACAAAGUGCUGAAUAGACUCGCGAAAACCAGGGUCGCGCUUGACGAUGGAGUGGAAACACUCCUUCACGAGGCAAAGAAGAGUAAAGACGGCAGAUUCUUCACAGAAUACUUGAGCGCACACCGGGAAAGGCUCCUCCUGGAGGAAAGGGAGAAGAAACAGGCCAAAAAACUGAAAAAAAGAUUGCAAAAACAGGAAACAGACCCCACGGACAAUGAACCAACUGUAUCACUGUGA
This is a messenger RNA of Huiozyma naganishii CBS 8797, 627 nucleotides long. RefSeq names its product Jlp2p (gene JLP2). The coding region runs from base 1 to 627 and encodes 208 amino acids. The transcript has a single exon. The record is from RefSeq and is a predicted model, not a curated record. NCBI's taxonomy places the organism in Eukaryota, Fungi, Ascomycota, Saccharomycetes, Saccharomycetales, Saccharomycetaceae.